This is a messenger RNA of Fonsecaea multimorphosa CBS 102226, 2847 nucleotides long. RefSeq lists its product as uncharacterized. NCBI's taxonomy places the organism in Eukaryota, Fungi, Ascomycota, Eurotiomycetes, Chaetothyriales, Herpotrichiellaceae. Bases 1 to 2847 code for a protein of 948 amino acids. Gene Ontology annotation, cellular component: cytoplasmic vesicle. Gene Ontology annotation, biological process: regulation of Rab protein signal transduction. The transcript is spliced from 2 exons. The record is from RefSeq and is a predicted model, not a curated record.
AUGGGUCCCUCGCUCAGAGGUCAUACCUCAAUGACUUCGAUGGCUGCUCGACCUCAGACUCGCGAUACAAACCGCCCUGCUACCCGAGAGCAGCAGGUUGACAAUGCCAUGGUCCCCAGCCGAACCUCCUCGCUCCAUUCACGAAUCACCCAGCCACUCCCUUCGACUCUAGCAAAGUCGAACAAUCGACCGACGCCAAAGACGUUGACCCAUGCAUACAUGGUCUGUGGUGUGGGAAGAGAACCGUCGCAAUGGGUCAAAGCACCACCUCCCUCCCACGGCAAGAUCCAACAUAUGAAAGGAGCUGUGGGCCAAUUUUGGCUUCCCGAGAUCUUGGGAAGCAGCCCCAGGCUGGAGACGGAUAAUGAAAUUGCAAGAGCUCUGCACAGCGCCAUGAGGGCGUGCUUCCCUCAUGAUGUCGAGAUCUGCACGGGCAGAAGCCAGCCACACUGCGUUCAUCACUCCUUCGUCCUCCAGCAGGACUCCCAACAUACCCUAUACGGCAUUGCCCUGCGAGUUUGGUCAAGAGCCGAUGAGAAACGCGCCGAGACCAUUCGUGACCUUCGCCGCAAGACGGAGUCCGACUACAGAGAUGUCGCAGAUGAGACCUACUGGAUCCCCUAUUGCUUGAGCUUUCUUUCCAGGUAUCCCCUCUACAACCUCCUGGGCGACUACCUGCGAGGCAUGUGGAUUCACUGGAACAAGGCCACGAAUUUGUUCCACGCCGAGGAGGUUUCGAGAAUCCUGAGCUUUCCGGCUCCACGACUGAAUGACCUUGUACGGAUCGAUAUGAAAGAUUACGCCCUCUGCUAUCAAUUCCCAUCCUCCCCCACCGGAUUCCAGAACUUCAAUAUGUGGCCACUCUUCUGUUGCUUGAGCAUUCCCAAUAUUGUCGGCCUCAUUGAGGCGGCUGUCUCGCCUACUCGCCGCAUCAUCCUCACCAGCCACCACCCAGCCAUGCUCACAAUCGCCGCCGAAACCAUCAGAUUCUGUGUUCGAGUAUACGAAUGGAGUGGCUUGUAUGUGCCUGUUGUCCAUGCUCGCAAUGCCAGUGAAAUGGUGCAAGAGCCUGGACCAUACAUCCUAGGUAUUACCACGGAAUGUCGAUCACUCUUUCAGCCACCAAAGGAUGCUCUCCUGGUCGACCUGGAUCGGAAUCUCGUCAUCACUGAUCAUCCACCGAACAUUUUGACCGCUGGCCAACGCACCAAGAUGAUCAACCGUCUCACACAAGCCUUGAACAGCGACGUGGAGAUCAGCGGGGUCCCUCAGCAUCUCAAGUCUGCUUAUGGAGGCGGCAAGCUCAUCCCUGCUGGCCAAAUUAUUGUCUUGCGCGGCGAGGUUGAGAGUGUACAAGAUCCCUCGUGGUGGAACCAAGACGCAGUCAUGGCAGUCAUGGACCACGUCUGCGAAAAGCUCGGUCGCAACACUGGUGUCAAGGCCAUCUUUGGCGGUACCAUGAAGAAACCGCUGAUGACCAAGAUCUCGAUGAGACACAUGAACGAGAUUGUCCGAGAGCGUAACCAAUAUUCGCGAGACGCACUUGAAGCAUGGCAAGACUUCAUCAACCUGAAGGGUCGCAUGGACACAGAGCUUGCCAAGGUUGCAAAGAGGAAUAACUACCUCGAGCAAGAAGUCGAGACAUGGAAGUUGCAAUUCCAGAAAUUCCAGGCCUUCGUCGAGUCUCUCAACAAGGAGCUGGCCGAACUUCGUGUCAAGAUUGAGUCUCACAAGCGCGAGAACCGCAGACUUACCGGCCUCAUCGACCAGCAGAAGGAUGACGCUGCUCGUCUUGCUCUUCGCUUGUCUGGCACUGAGAGACAACGUGAUAACGCACUAGAAGCGUUGGUGCUCCAGCAAGGUAUUGCCGAAGAUCUGGAGAAGGAGCGUGCUCGCAAUCGGAAGGAGAUCGCAGCCCUGCAACAUACCAAUCAAACCCUACAGCGCCAGCGGGAUGAAGCUCAACGGGUCGUUCUCCACCUCCGAUCCCUCAUCACCGGCCAAACCCAUCAUAUGGAACACAUUGUUCGCUCCAUCGGAUCAGCUUCUGAGCUGGCCGAGUACAUCAACGAAGGGUAUGAAGAGGAGGAGGAUGAAGAGGGAGAGGGAGAGCAAGACGAAGAAGAGCAUGAUGGGAUCGCCGAAGAUGGUGACGAACUCAAGGACACCAGACCAGGCAAACGGGUAUCAAGAUCUGGCUCCAUUGACGGCCAAGAUGUCACGCCCCAAAUGGAGAACAAGCUCCUGGCCGCCAACAAGAGAGCCAGCAAACGCUACUCCGAGCUUAGCAUGUCUGAUGUGGCCGAUCGUCAUCUCCGUGACAAGACUGAUGCCAUUGCUGAUAUCAUCCGCAACAUCAGUGAGCAGUGUGCCGCUGCUGUCGAAGGGCUUCAGCUCGCCAACGAAGCCGCUGACGUCGAGGAGGACGAGCAAGCCGAACCGGACGAGGCUAGUGUGUCGGCCUCAACCGGCCAUGCUCGACAAGAUAGCGAAAAUUUGUCUCCUGUCGACCAUAGUGCCAGCGAUUCUCGUGCAGGCACUGGUCACCUGACCCCUCAGAGCGAACGAAGUUCGAUCCCACCAACACCGGACUUGGUACACCAGCGUUCCAGCACUGCAUUGAGCAUGGCAAGCACGGCGCCGACGAACUACACUGCUCGCGAGUCGCUCAACCACAACACCCGAGGUCCCGAUCGCACCAAGAUCGUUGAAGACGAAGACGCCGAGCGUGCCCACGCUAACGUUGCCAGCAGUACUGGCAGUGUGAAGGGAGACUCUGUGUCCGAGGAAAAUGUGAAACCGCCUCCUGGUCGAGGUCCUGUUCUCAGCCGCGUGUUGGAGGCGUGA